Molecule: messenger RNA, 5125 nt
Organism: Exophiala viscosa
Lineage: Eukaryota; Fungi; Ascomycota; Eurotiomycetes; Chaetothyriales; Herpotrichiellaceae
Product: ABC multidrug transporter
Exons: 1
Coding region: 242-4750 (1502 amino acids)
Biological process (GO): transmembrane transport
Cellular component (GO): membrane
Molecular function (GO): ATP hydrolysis activity; ATP binding; ABC-type transporter activity
Source: RefSeq, a predicted model, not a curated record
CCAUGACCAGGGCCGUGCAAACCCACCUGCUGCGCUCGUUUGCCGCUUUGCCGGUCAACAUGACUGCAGUUUCUAUUACGACAGUAAUGCGAGUCGCUGAUCAGUCAUGUCCGGCUGCAGGUCGUCCCGAAUACAUAUUUUGCCAUAGUCGCCUUUGCUCGUUAACCCAUAUCAUCACCAUGGGUAACCUCACCGACGUUGCCCACUCACCUCUCCGCUUGCCUCUGCAAUAACAACCCAAAUGUCGGCCAACAUGGCGCGUUCGUCGGACGACGCCGAAGACGUCAAACGCGCACUUGAGCAAGACAAUGUCGAAGAGGAAGAUUUGGCGCAAAGAGAUGAGCCGACACAAUAUUUGGAAGCCCCCAGGGACUUGCGAAGGACAGGUCGUGGGAAGAGCGAGGAUAGUAUGCGUCUUGAGAAAAUCGAAUCUGCGGCUACCACUGCCACCGAGGCUACCGACGCCAGUGCUGCUGUGCAUACAAAGUCCAGAGAACCGGAAAAGACACCAUGGCACCACAGAAUAAACCCGCUUCGUCGUGGAGCUCCACCGCCUGUUCCCGAAGAGAGAACUGUUUGUCCCGAAUACAACGCCAGCUUUCUCAGCCUCGUGACUUUUCAGUGGAUGAAUCCGCUUAUGGUACGAGGUUACAAGCGGACAAUUGAAGUAAACGACAUCUGGCUUGUCAACCCUGACAGAAGUUCCGUCUCGAUGAUUGAUCUUUUGAUGCCGGCUUUCAAACGCAGAGUUGCUCGAGGGGAACGGAAUCCGCUCCUUUGGGCACUUUUCGAUACUUUCCGGGGCGAGUUCCUGCUAGGUGGCGCUUGUGCAUUGUUCUCGGCUCUGUUUCAAGUCUUCUCCCCUUUCACCACACGUUACCUGAUUCAAUUCGCCUCAGACGCAUGGUACGCACAACAGACGGGACAGCCUGCACCCAACAUUGGGAAGGGUAUUGGUCUUGUGAUUGGGAUUACGUUCAUGCAAAUGUGCCAGUCAAUGUCCACUAAUCAUUUCAUCUAUCGUGGAAUGAUGGUAGGUGGCGAGUGCAGAGCGGUUCUGAUCAAUGCCAUUUUCGAGAAGUCUCUCGUAAUUUCGGGCAGAGCCAAGGCUGGCGGCAAGGCUCUUCAAGAUGAAGAGACCUCCAACGGUAUGGAGACCACCGAUGCUGAAAAGCCCGCCAAUCGACCGGUACUUGCUCGUGCCCUAUCGAAGAAGCUACAUCCCAAAGGUGGAGCUAAGGUCACACCGGACAAAGGAUCAGGAGUCUCCGGAGAUGGUACCGGGUGGCACAACGGGAAAAUUGUCAACUUGAUGAGUGUUGAUACGUACCGUGUUGACCAAGCUUCAGGCAUGUUCCAUAUCAUGUGGACAUCGCCAAUACAGGUUAUUGUGGUGUUGGUGGUGCUUUGCAUCAACAUCGGUUACAGCGCCUUAGCAGGCUAUGCUCUGCUAUUGAUCAUGUUGCCCCUAUUGACCACAGCCAUCAAAUCUCUACUGAUGAAGCGAAAGAAGAUCAACAAAAUCACUGAUCAGCGUGUCACUCUGACUCAGGAAAUCUUAGCUUCUGUUCGAUUUGUCAAAUUCUUCGGGUGGGAAACCAGUUUUCUCGCCCGUCUGAAGGAAUUGCGGACGCGGGAAAUCAGAGCCAUCCAGGUGUUGCUAUCGAUCAGGAAUGCCAUCAACGCAGUGGCCAUGUCUAUGCCAGUUUUUGCCUCGAUGCUGGCCUUCAUCACGUACUCGUUGUCCGAUCACGGCCUGCAACCAUCGCGAGUCUUUUCGUCACUUGCGCUUUUCAAUUCCUUGCGCAUGCCACUCAAUCUGCUACCACUGGUGCUGGGUCAAGUCACAGACGCACAAAAUUCUCUCCAGCGUAUACAAGAGUUUCUUCUUUCCGAAGAGCAGAAGGAUGACGUGACGUUCGACGACACUAUGGAGCCCGCCGUUGAAGUCGACGAGGCUUCCUUCACGUGGGAACGUGGUGCGACUCAAGAUAAGGAGAGAGCGGGAGCUUUCCAAAGUAAGGGUGAAUUGAUGGCUGCGAAGAAAGCAGAGAAAGAUAGGAAGAAAGCUGAGAAGAAGGCCGAGAAAAAGGCGCAGAAGGAGGCAAAGAAGAAUAAAAAGUUGCCCACUGCGUCCGAUGAAGACAUUGCGAGUGAGACCACAGCAGUCGAGCCAUUCAAAUUGCAUGACAUCGAUUUCGCUGUCGGUAGGAAUGAGUUGUUGGCUGUCAUUGGAACAGUUGGUUCUGGCAAGACUUCUCUGCUCGCCGCACUUGCUGGUGAUAUGCGAAAGACAGGCGGGAAGGUGAAGAUGGCAUCGUCUCGGGCCUUUUGUCCACAAUACGCAUGGAUUCAGAAUGCGACGUUGAAGGAAAACAUCUUGUUCGGAAAGCCAUACAAGGGAAGAUGGUACAGAGACGUGAUCGAUGCUUGUGCUCUGAGACCCGAUUUGGACAUUCUUCCUGCUGGAGAUCAAACAGAAAUUGGUGAACGAGGCAUUACACUGUCUGGUGGCCAGAAACAACGCUUGAACAUUGCCCGAGCUAUCUACUUCGACGCUGAUAUCAUACUCAUGGACGAUCCAUUGUCGGCUGUUGAUGCCCACGUUGGCCGGCAUAUUAUGGACAAAGCGAUCUGUGGGCUCAUGAAGGAUAAAUGCCGUAUACUUGCGACCCAUCAACUUCACGUCCUUUCCAGAUGCGAUCGCAUCAUCUGGAUGGAAGAUGGCCAUAUUCAGGCUAUUGAUACUUUUGACAACCUGAUGGAGCAGAGCGUCGACUUUCAGAAACUAAUGGCAACGACGGCUCAGGAAGAUGUCAAUGUCGCCAAACCAACUGAAGAAGAGGAAGACACGGAAAAGAAGCCCGAAAAGAAAACCAAAAAGGGCAAAGCACUCAUGCAACAGGAAGAGCGUGCCGUCAAGUCUGUCAGCUGGACAGUCUGGAAAGCAUAUAUCAAGGCGUCAGGCUCGCCCCUUCUGUGGCCGUUGAUUUUCAUCUCCUUGAUCCUGUCGCAGGGAUCCAACAUUGCUACCAGCUUAUGGCUCAGUUGGUGGACAAGCAACAAAUUCGGAUUUUCGGAAGGCGCCUACAUCGGCGUUUAUGCUGCUCUUGGUGUUUCGCAAGCGAUCCUGCUGUUCGUAUUUGCUACGAUCCUGUCCACGAGCGGUACCAAUGCAAGCAAAACAAUGCUGCAGAAUGCCUUGACGCGGGUUUUGCGUGCGCCAAUGUCCUUCUUUGAUACGACACCUUUGGGUCGAAUCACGAACCGAUUCUCCAAGGAUGUGGAUUCGAUGGACAACAAUUUGACGGACGCCAUGAGAAUGUAUUUCCUCACGCUGGCCAUGAUUACGUCGGUGUUUGCUUUGAUCAUUGCGUAUUUCCAUUAUUUCGCCGUGGCACUGGGCCCCUUAUUUAUAUUGUUUUUGUUUGCUUCCAGUUACUAUCGAGCGUCGGCACGGGAGAUCAAACGGCACGAAGCAGUUCUUCGAUCUACGGUGUUUGCGCGAUUCUCAGAGUCCAUAUCUGGAACGGCAUCGAUCCGAGCAUAUGGCUUGCAGCGUUAUUUUACAACGAGAAUGCGCGAAGCAAUUGACGACAUGAACUCGGCAUACUAUCUAACAUUUGGAAAUCAACGUUGGCUUUCUACCCGAUUGGAUGCUAUCGGAAACAUCCUUGUUUUUACGACUGGCAUUUUGGUGGUGACGGACCGCUUCAACGUCAAUCCUAGCAUAGCAGGGUUGGUGUUAUCAUACAUUUUGGCUAUUGUACAGAUGAUUCAAUUUACGGUGCGACAGUUGGCGGAAGUCGAGAACAACAUGAACGCUACGGAACGAAUACAUUACUACGGCGCUAAUCUGGAGGAAGAGGCACCACUGAAGCUGCGAGAAGUGCCGGAUUCGUGGCCUCAGUCGGGAGCUAUUUCGUUCAACAAUGUGGAAAUGAGGUAUCGGCCCGAGUUACCUUUAGUACUGAAGGGGUUGGAUUUCCAUGUCAGAGGUGGCGAGCGUAUCGGCAUAGUCGGCCGUACUGGCGCUGGCAAGUCGUCCAUCAUGUCUGCCCUCUUCCGUUUGACGGAGCUAUCGAGUGGUGAGGUCAAGAUUGACGACAUCAACAUCGCCUCCGUCGGUCUCUACGAUCUGCGGUCGCGCCUGGCUAUCAUUCCACAAGAUCCUACGUUGUUCCGAGGAACAAUUCGGUCAAACCUUGACCCGUUCCAGGAGCACUCAGACCAUGAUCUAUGGUCAGCCCUUCGGAAGGCUGAUUUGGUUGGGGAAGAAAUGCCUACACUGGACGAAAAGACUGGUCGACCUCAUACGGCCGAAACUGCGGCAACGUCGACUUCGAAUGUAAACGUCCCAAACAGUGGCGCGAACCGCAUCCAGCUUGAUAGCCAGGUCGAAGAGGAAGGCUUGAACUUUUCUCUUGGUCAAAGACAACUGAUGGCUCUGGCACGAGCACUGGUCCGGAACUCACGAAUCAUUGUCUGUGACGAGGCGACUUCAUCUGUCGACUUCGAGACGGACGAGAAGAUUCAACGUACCAUGAGAAUUGGCUUUGCGGGCAAGACAGUGCUUUGCAUUGCGCAUCGUCUCAAGACCAUCAUCAAUUACGAUCGGAUCUGUGUCAUGGACCAGGGUAGGAUUGCCGAGCUCGACACUCCGAUCAAUCUGUUUGAGGCUAACGGGAUAUUCCGUGGCAUGUGCGACAAAAGUCAUAUCGUGAGGGAGGACUUUUUCCGAGAGUCAUGAUUGAUGUGUGGCCGCUUUCACAAAAACAUAGCAGUCGUUUAUCGAGCAAAAACGAUAAUGAAGAUUUCAAGUUCAAAGUCUGCAAGGUCAGCUUGUAUCGUCCUGCCAGAUGGUCACGGUGAUUUGUGGUGAUGUGUAUUUCAGGUGACGUCGCACUCUAGAAGACCUAUUUGGAAAAAGGUGGAUGGAGUGACAGUGACAGAUUUCAUGGAUGUGUGGCACUGUGGCUGAGUAACUGACUAACUCCGUGGAGUGGCACGAAUGGGCAGGGCAUACCCCAAAGAGGUAUCAAUUUUCAGGAACGAGAUUCAAUCAAGCUUUCAUCUGCCCUGUGGGCACAGGGGUGGACACUGCACAAGCACCACCCGGACUCAG